GAGUGUGACUUGCCCAGGGUUACCCAGAGAGUUUUUUCUAUUAAGAAUAAAUAGAUUAGAUUUUAGAGUUGUACCUAAAUAUGUGUGUGAUGUGGCUGGAAGACCACACAUCCUGAUACAUACUUGCAUGGCUUAACAACUAUUACUAGAAUAUCAGUACAACAACAUAUAAAAUGAAACUAAUCUAAAACAAAACCACUUAUGUACAUAGACAAAACUGCACGCAUGGAAAAAGAGGAGGUAGAACUGGUUAGACUAGCUUCUGUCCCACCCACAGCUUCUUGUCUACCUGUUUAAAUCACAUGUUAACUGGGCAAUAUUUGAGAAUUGCUCUGUCCGGCUCUUGUUCACUUUUUCUUCCUCUUCAGUGUCUGUGCAUGUAUCCAGCCUGAGAUAAUCAGUUUAGCACUCAGGAGCAGGCAGAGCUGUUUAUGCAGCUGCACAACAGAGAUCUACAAACACAUGGUUUUUCUUCCAAAAAGUGAAAAAGAUUUGGGUAUUUGAUGUCCAAGCUUCCUGAAAUGCUUCUGCCAUCCCAGUUGUGAAAAUGGAUAGACAGGAAAAUGUUGCUGCUCCCCUUGGGCCACAAGCAGAGCCAGAAAGCAGCAAAACAGCAGAUGGAGAGUUAGAAGCAGAACUGGCCAUGUUUGCAAAAGCACAUGAGUUCUUUCAGAUCUGUGAUAUAGAAGGCAAAGGAUUCAUUUUUCGUCAUGAAAUGCAGAGGCUUCAUGGGGAAUUACCUCUUUGUCAAGAAGAGCUGGAGAAAGUAUUUGAUACUCUGGAUGCAGAUGGCAAUGGUUCACUUACUCCAGAGGAAUUCACCACAGGAUUCAGUCAAUUUUUAUUUGGGAAGAAGGAAUCAAUACCUGACAUACAAGGGUGUGAAAUGGAAAAUCUAUAUCACUCUAAAAGGAAAGGAAACUGCAAAGAAAUUGAUGAGGAAGAAGAUCAGUUCUCAGAUCUUAUGGAGAAACUUGGAGCCAGCAGUAUCUUUGAAGAAGAGAAUAGUGUAAAGAAACUCUGGUUGCACUUAAAGAGAGAUGAACCCCACUUGCUUUCCAGUUUUGAAGAAUUCCUGGCAAAAGUACUUUCUCAGCUCCAAGAAGCCAAUCAUGAAAAGAAUGCAUUGGAAUGUGCCCUUAAAAAGAAGAUUGCUGCUUAUGAUGAAGAAAUUCAGCAUCUCUAUGAGGAAAUGGAGCAGCAGAUCAAAAAUGAGAAAGAAGCAUUCCUCUUGAAAGAUACAGCAAGGUUUCAAUCCCGAAGUCAGGAUCUUGAGCAUAAACUUCUAGCGAAAGAACAGGAACUGGAACAACUAGCUCAUAAACAGAAGAGAUUGGAAGAACAGUGUAAAGUGCUGCACAAUGACAAGAAUGACACAAAGAUAGAAAAUACAAAACUAAAGUUCACCAACCAAGAGCUGCAGAAUGAACUGGAAAGAACAUCCGAGGGACUAAUAAUUGCUCAGCAACAGCUGCAGAUACUCCAAGAUGAAGCCAAAAAGUUGCAGGAAGAAAAGGAAAUAGAGGUUUACAGAGUGACAGAAACAUUGCAAAGGGAGAAAUCAGGGCUUCUUAAGCAACUGGAUUUUUUAAGAGAAAGGAACAAAUAUCUGAAAGAUGAACAUGACAUGUGUUUAUACCAGAAACAUAAGAGUGGUCCACCUGCCAGCUGGAAACAAAGGUCAGGCUCAAUCAUCGGCAGAUAUGUUGACAGAAGAGGCUCACUGAAGAGCCAGUCUUCUGAAGACGAAGAUACAUUUAGCACCUCAAGAAGAAGAAAUUCUCUCAGCUUGAAUGGACAUCUUUCAUUUGAUUCUGACCCUGCUAAUGCUGGAGGACUGGCUCAUGGAAAGCGACUCCAGAGAAUUAUAUCAAUUGAAGAAGAUCCUCUGCCCCAACUUCUCAAUAGGUCAGGGAGGCAGCUACCCAAAUGGUCUGAAGAAGAUGAAAAUGUCCUUCCAGAAAGGGAAAUGAAUGGGACCCAAAUAGAUUCACCUACUGAAAAGACACCUUCCUCUCCCAGGUGGCAACCUGUAGGAAUGGAAACAUUAUCAAACGAUGAACAGUUGGUUUUUGCCCCAGAUUGUUUAUUCAAGAUUAUUUUGGUGGGUGAUUCAAGUGUAGGAAAGACUUCCUUUUUGAGACGGUUCUGUGAAGACCAUUUUUCCUCUGGUACUGCUGCUACUGUUGGUGUUGAUUACAGUGUAAAAACAGUGUCAAUGGAUAAUAGCCACAUAGUGCUGCAGCUCUGGGACACUGCUGGGCAAGAAAGGUACCGCAGCAUUACUAAGCAGUUCUUCCGAAAAGCUGAUGGUGUCAUUGUGAUGUAUGAUAUAACAGCAAGAGAAACAUUCAUUGCUGUAAAGCAGUGGCUAGUGAACAUUGAGGAAGCAACAGGGGAAAACAUUCCUAUUCUUCUGCUUGGUAAUAAAACUGAUAAGGAAAAAGAACGGGAAGUCCCCCAUGGAUUAGGAAAGCACCUGGCCAAGGAAUACAAUUUAAUUUUUUAUGAAUGCAGUGCCUUGUCAGGAGACAACACAAACAAGUCUAUACAUCACUUGGCUAGGAUUUUGAAAGAACAAGAAGACAAAGUUAAAGAAAAGACUGUUCAGCUACAUCAAGACUCUAAGAAAAAAGCUUGUUGUUUGAGACAGUAGGAGGCAUUCUCCAUCUAAUCAAGAAACCUGAUUAUAUUCCUUUUGACUCCAACAGCACAUCUGUUUUACACUACAGUAUACUGUAUUUUGAGACUUGAGUUUUGAUUUAUGACUUAAACUGAUAUAAUAGGCUUAUGCAUCAGCUGCAUUUUGCUUUUUAGCUCUGUCCCUGCAUUGGUGGAUGGAGCUAAGGAAGAUUACUGACUACUUAGAUUUCUGUAGUUAAACUCAUGUGAAUAAAUUGUCCACUUAGAGCAGGGGUGGGAAACUCGUCUUUCAAAUGUUGUUGGGCUGCAAUUCCUAGGAGCCCUACUCAGUAUAGCCAUUGGGGUAUUGUGGGAACUGUGGUCCAAAUGUUUCUGUCCUGCCUUCUGCACCUCAGACUAGAACUGAAAUUGUGGCUAUAUGGCUGUCAAUGAGUAGCAACCAUUUGUCUACUAUUUUUCCUUUCUUUCCUGUAAUGUUUGGUACUGCAGGAUGGACAGCGUGAGAGAACUGUGUUGUCAUUUUGCCCAUCCCUAAACAAUUUCAAUUGCUACUGCAUAGAGAGGCAUAGGUUGAUUGAGCCAGUGUGGUGUAGUAGUUUGAGCAUUGAACUAUGGUCAAUAUCACACCACACUGUUAUAGCGCUAUUAUUCCACUUUCACUACUAUGGCUUCCUCCUGUGGAAUUCUGGGUUUUGUA
Molecule: messenger RNA, 3340 nt
Organism: Sceloporus undulatus (fence lizard)
Lineage: Eukaryota; Metazoa; Chordata; Lepidosauria; Squamata; Phrynosomatidae
Gene: CRACR2A
Product: calcium release activated channel regulator 2A
Exons: 18
Coding region: 548-2656 (702 amino acids)
Molecular function (GO): GTPase activity; calcium ion binding; GTP binding
Source: RefSeq, a predicted model, not a curated record